GCCGGGGGUGUUCCAAGCGCCAGGCUUCCCCACAGCGUUCCUCAGAGCCUCAGCGCCUCCUCCGCUGGUUCUCAGCUGCCCGGCCGACGCAUGGUGUAGGGGCCCUGUGGGAAGGGCAGGGAGGGCUAGACCACAGGGGGCUUCCUGAACUGACCUGGCCCUCGUGACCCUCACGCUGUUCGCCCAAGUGGGGAGGGGUCCGAGCUGGAGGCCCCAGAAGCCGUGAGGUCACAGCCUGCCUUGGGACUGCAGGGUUGAGGGCUGCUUGCUGGGACUGACACGGGGCUGUGGGUGCGCGAGGAAGCCUGCAGGACUGAGCUGUGGAAGGAGCUGCUCUUGGGGACAAGCAGGCAGACCCGUGAGGGCGGCCCAGGCUCAGCUCUGGCUCCUGGAUGGCGCGGCGGCGCCUCAGUGGGAGGCUGUGUGCAGAGGGACCAGAGGCAGACCCGGGGAAGCACACAUGGCUUCCUGCGCCGGGGAGGAAGCCGUGGCCCCGGCCAUCCCCCCGCUGAGGCCCAGCGAUCAGUUCCACCUGUUUGUGAGCUACAGCAGCGUGGACGCCGUGUGGACCCACGGGCUCACUGGCCGCCUGGAGGCCGAGCUCCCGGGGCUGAGGGUGUGCCUGCACGAGCGGGACUUCACGCCCGGCAGGAACGUGCUGGAGAACAUGGCGGGCUGCAUCCAGCAGAGCCAGAAGGUGAUGCUGGUGCUGAGCGAGGACUUCGUGCAGAGCCGCUGGUGCCUCCUGGAGGCCGACCUGUCCCUCGUGGGCUCCUGCCUGGAGAGGAAGCCGGUCCUCCCCGUCCUGCUGCGGCCCUGCCGGGUCCCGCUGCACCUCAGCCACCUGACCUACCUGGAGGCCACGGACAGCCGCUUCUACCAGAAGCUGGUGCAGCUGCUGUGCACCCCCAACCAGCGCCUGGCGCGCCCCCCGGCCCUGCGCUCGGCCCCCGCCCUCUACAGCGGGAAGGCCCUGCUGACCCUGGACUGCAUCAACAGGGACAGCCUGCCCUCGUGGAAGGUGGGCAGCUUCAGCACGCUGGCCGUGCCGGACCCCCUGAAGGAGGUGCUGGAGGACCCUGAGCUGUACAAGCGAGCCGUGGGCAUCCUGAACGGCAUGCGCUCGCCCCGCUGCCUCCUGCGUUAUCUGGGCUGCAGGGUCAUCCUUGCCAUAGUCCUGAUUCUCCUCUCCGUGGCCUCGCUGUUCUUACCCUUCAUCUUUGGGGCCUGGCAAAAACAGCCAGCUCAGCAGCUCCUCGUGAUCUGCGCCAAUGUAUUUUUCUGCCCCUUUUUCAUGAUCUUAAGCGUCAACACCCUGUGCUGGCUCCGAAGGUCUUCCAAGAGGACCCUGCGGGAGCUGGCGGGCCGCGUCGGGGAGGCCAACCUGCUGCUGGCGCCGCACUCGGUGCUCAUGGGCUGCGAGACCAAGAACAAGCUCUACUUCGUGUACGUGCUGCUGGGCGACUGCAAGCGGGCCUUCCUGGGCGCCCCCGAGGGCGAGGCCGCGUUCCAGGAGGCCAUCCUGCGGUUCGCCUCCAGCUACGCCUGCUGCCUCGCCCACGGGCACUUCCCACAGUGGGAGGAGGCCGCGGGGGCCCCUGGCCACCUGGAGGUGGGCCUGUGCUUCUGCCAGUUCGUGUCUCUGCAGCUGAGGAGACUCGGCGGGCAGGGGGUCGAGUUGAACCCCGUGUGACGGUCUGAGGGCAGAGGCAGGGCCCCUUGCUGGACACCCGGCUGCCCCUGGGGGGCCCUGCGGACUGGGCUUCCCUGAGCCCGGGGGGCGCACACAGGCCUCUCCCACAGUCCGCUCUGCGCCCCGCCCAGUCAGACCCAACUGACUGCAGACUUCCCUCCAGCUGCCCCAGCUCCUGCUCUGCGGACCUGCGGCCGGCAGAGGGCGUGUCUGCGGCCGCCGCGCCCCCUCCCGAGAGGAGGUGUCCGCAGAGGACUGGCGUCUCCCCAGCGCACUGACUCCGGAAGCGAGCUUCCUUUCCGCGGACCCAGUUCCUCCCCGGGAGAGUAGCCUGGGCGUGGGGACAGCAGGGCGGCACCUGAGGGCCCUGGAUGAACGGCGAGGCCCCAUCGCUCUGCGAACACCAAGCGAGCGGGACUCUGGCAGGGGCCCCCAAGGUUCCUACACACCAGGGCAGGACCGCGGAGAUGUGCAGUGCAUCUCGGUCUCUGCCCUGGCCUCAGCUUAUCGAACUGCAGGUGAGCAGCUGGCAUCCAAGUCCAGUGCUGGACAAAUGCUCCUGCCCUCCUCGGGGAGCCCGCGGUCCAGGGCCGGGUGCGGUGCUGGCGAAGGCUCGGCUAAGCCCCGCGUGGUAUCGCGGCCCCGCAGCCACUCUGACUGGGCAGCCUUGCAGUCGGUCAAGCGCAGCCCGGGACAGCAGCCCCAGAAUCGCAGGCAAAUGCAGCCCCUCAAGGGGCCUGCCCAGCCGCCCCUGAGCCACAGCGCCCUCCCUCCCAGGCCUGCCGGGCACCCCUUAGAUGAGGCCUCCAGAGUGGACCCGGCCCCACCCAACCCAGCCCAGUCCAGGGACCCCGAGGCACUAACCCCAACCGGCACUCAAGCCAGCGCUCCCGUCCCACCUGCCCGCCCCUGCAGGAACACGCCUCCCUGUCUCAUCGUCCCUGUGGUCUGUCGAACUAAAAGGCAGCUCUGAGGCUUCACGGGUCACCUCGGUCCUAGAGCCGGGGUGGCACAAACGGUCCCCCAGCGGGAACUGGCCAGUGUGCGAGGCCCCCGAAGAGGAGGCUCUGGGCCAGGGGCAGCGUGAGCAAAGGUGCUGGGGAGGCGGGGCCUUGGCCUUGGGGGCCCCGCGAUGGUCUCCGACGCAGCCUCUCCGCGGCCCGAGGGGCCUGGACCCCCUGCACGUUAAGGGUUGGGGCUAACGGAGCAGCGUGGCCAGGAUGUGGCAAUGGACGCUACCCAGGGGGGCACGUCCUGUGAGCCCCGAGCGCGCCGAAUGGCCUUGGUGCCGGAACAUUCCAGGGGUCAGCGGUGAAGCAGCUGGACACCGCCCCACCCCCCACGGGGUCCCAGCACCUGGCCUCCGAGAUGCCCAAGACAAGGGCGCCACUUGGGCCUCAUGUGGAGAAGCCACCUCAAGGAGCAGUGGGGGCUCCUGCCGCCUUCCCAGGGACCACCCCCCGCCCCCACCGACUCACUGGGUCCUCUGUCCCCGGCAGAGUCUCAGCUCGUGUCCAUCACACCCGGCUCCAGGCCAGAACUGCUUCCCAGACUGCACAGGUGGCACCCGCAGGCCACACUGGCCGCACCUGACCAGCCCGAGUGUCCACUCAGCGCCCAGGGCGUCUGCCAGAGAGCACGAGCCCUGGGCGCAGAGCCGGGCAAGCGGUUGCCCUUUCGUGCCAGACUCCUGGAGGCAGCACGGGGAGGUGGGGCCGGGGCUGGGGGCAGGGGUCCAAGGCCCUCCUGUGGGCACACGCGCACACAUAUGUAUGUGCACCCACAGGCAUGCAUGCCUGUGGCCCCGUGGCUCCUGAUGACAGCAGCAUUUCUGCCCUGCAGUGCCAAGCCAUGGCAGACAGGCAAAAAGAAGGGCAAUGUGUCACUUCAAAGGGCUGAGAUUUUUCAUCAUGAAGUAGCACAUUUGUGCAACAAGAAAGGGAAAAUGUUCAAACGAGCCUUUCCACGGAACUGUCUCACCGGGCGUGUGCGAAAUCCCAGCCACUUUUGGACCACGUGUGUGGCAGGCAGGCCCUGCCCGUAGCUGGCCCUGGAGGCUCUAUGGGGCUCUUGGGAGUUGGCCGCCCCUCCUCCCCCGUUCCUGUGCAGAUUUCACCAUUGGGGCUGGGCAGCUUCAGGUGUGGGGGUGCUAGACCUGGAGGAGUGGUCCCCCGAGAGUGCCCCUGGUUUCCAGGGUGUUGGGGGCCCCCAGGGUGGUCGACCUCCAACACAGCCCCCCAGUCCAGGGCUGCGUGACCCAGGCUUGCUGCUCCAGGAUAGCAGGACCCCCGCCCCCCUCUCCGCAGCCUGGAUCCAGGGCUGCCCAGGGUCACACUGCCUGCUCUGGCCUCUCAGCCUCACCACCUAGCCUCGCCAGUGGCUAGAGGGUGUGGGGCACCUGGGAGUGGGGUCUUCACGGUGGAAGCAAGACGUGAGGACCCCCACUCUGGGCAGGUGAGGGGUCUUUGUGGGCAGAUGCCCUGGGAAGCGCUUCCGCUGGCCCUGGGGCUAGCGCUCAGUGCAGUGACAGGCAGCAGGGCGCUGAGGCUUUGCCCAGUGCUGGGAGCCCCUCACAAGGCUGCUGGUCACCCAGCCGGCAUGCCACCUGCUGGUGUGCACCCCACGGACUCUGCAGAGACCCCCACCUUGGCCCCGAGGUUUCCUAUGAGACAAGAGAGGAAGGCGUCCAGGGUAAGGUGGCCACGUCCUGAGACCCCCUCAUCCCAGCUCAGGCCUGGAUUCAGCAGGUGUGACCUGGGACUCUGAGUGAUCAGGUCCCUGGGCCCCAUAGGACCCUCCAGGGCCUUUUAGGACCCCUGAUAUUCCCCAAGGUUUUCUAGGCCCCUCCACUGACCCUCCACCUGGCUGGACUCUGCCCUGUGGGUCAGGUGAGCUUUACCAGGGAUGGUUGGGAUGAACCAGAGCUAUCCUUGCCAUAAUUUUCCCCCAAGGUGACAGGGAGGUGGAAUUUGGCCUGAGGUCAGCAGAGGGCUGUCCUGCACCUGCUCUGGGUGUCCUGGGCACUGUGUCGAGGCCAUGAACCGGGAUCCUCUCCCCAGAGGUCCAUCCCGGGGGGGAGACUUGGGUGGGGCCUGGAGGCAACAGGUGAAGCUGGGACAGAGAGUGAGGGCAGGUCCCAACUGCCUCGUCUAGACGGUCCCCAUGGGUCUCAGGGUCCAGCCGUAGCUGAGAGACAUAUUGGCCAAGGAGACAGCUGGGCUGCCUGGUGCUGCAGGGGUCCACACAGGUGACUGGGCUGCUGUGAGGACAAGCAGCAGUGGAGGUGGGCUGCAAAAGGCACCCUGGAGCUGGGAGCUGGCAAGGUGACCCUAGGUCCCUGGGAAGCCUGGCUCCAGAGCGAGUGGCCCAUGUGCCUGUCGGACCCUGACCCAGCACCCCAAUGUAGGGGGGCUUGCCUGGGUCCUAGUUUUACAGACAAGGAGACUGAGUUUCGGGGGGCUGGCCCCAGAGACUGUGCAGCUCCACUUCCCCAUGGCAGGGCUGCAGCCAACUCCUGCUGCUGGCCCAAGUCCCUGCCCCGGGGUCCCGGCUGCUGGGUGAGUGGCAGGAAACCUGAGGGGGGGAUAUCCCACCUGCGGAUGCGGCCACCAGCCUGCAGGUUUGGGAGGCCAGUUCUGAGGGGAGUCCCCGUCCAACACCCCAGGCUGGCUGCCCCCUCUGCCGACCCCCACCCUCUGCCCCAGCUGGGGAAGGACGGGUGUGUGUGUGUGUGUGUGUGUGUGUGUGUGUGUGUGUGUAGGGAGCUGCGUCGUGGACACCUGGGGGGGAGGUGGGAGUGCGUGUGCACACACUGUUGGCAUGUGAGCGUGUGCCUGUGUACAUGCGGCUGUGUACCCUUGGGUUCUGCAUCCGAGGAUUCAAGCAACUGCCCAUCAGAAAUACUAAAGAAAAAAAAUUCCAGAACGUUCCAAAGAGCAAAACUUGAAUUUGUCAAGCUGGCAACUAUCUACAUAGUAUUCACAUGGUAUUAGGUAUUAUAAGUAAUCUAGAGAUGAUUUAAAGUAAGCGGGGGUGGAGGGGGGGAACGUGUGUAGGUUACAUGCCAGUAUUACACCAUUUUCUAUAAAGGACUUGGGCAUCCCUGGAUUUUGGUAUCCACAGACUUCACUAUCUGUAGGGGGGUCCUGGAACCAAUCCCAGAAGUACCAAGGGACGACUGUAUGUGUGCAUGUGAGUACAUGCACACCUGUGCAGACAGGACCCUUGAACGGUCACUACCACAUCGUAGCGCAGGGGGGCCGGGGGGAGGCAGGGCAGAGGGGCGCGUCCUGGCUGCCUUGUUCUACUGCAGGGUCUGCACUGCGGGCUGGACCUACUGCAGGGUCCCCGGCAGGCCACCUGGAUCCGGCUCCCAGCCCACACCCUGACGCUGGCCCGAACCCACGGCCCUCUUGGUCUGAGUCCAUCUUGGAAGCGUCUCCCGGAGCCAGCAGGGUGCUGCCUGCCCCCUCGGGUGAGCCCGGUGGGCUGCGGAGCCCCCAGGAUGUGCGGGGAGGGUGGAGCCCUGCUGUGUGUGUCUCUCCGCCUAGGUGCACCCAAGGGGGUGAGGGAAGCAUCAGUUCAAGAUGUUUGCUAUUGAAAACCCAGGAGGGCCUUAAGAGGAUGUAGCACAGGUGAAUUGUUUUAAUUUGAAAUGGUUUAAAUUUCAUCUCAACAACCUUGGGUUUUAAUUCUAGGAGGUGAGGGAGUUUCAGUUUAAGAUCUGACUCUGACCUUGUGGUGUUGGGCGAUGUCCUGAGAAACAGGAUGUUAAAACGUUCAGAAGAUUCCUGGGGUUUGAAACCCUUAGGAAAUCUAAUUAAGAAGUUUAUCUCCUUGGGGAAAUGUCUUAAAAAGUUCAGAGGGAUUAAAUAUACUAAAUGGAUAAGACAAUAAAGAAGGCUGAACGCCAAAGAAUUGA
Molecule: messenger RNA, 6614 nt
Organism: Cervus elaphus (red deer)
Lineage: Eukaryota; Metazoa; Chordata; Mammalia; Artiodactyla; Cervidae
Exons: 2
Coding region: 461-1693 (410 amino acids)
Biological process (GO): inflammatory response; toll-like receptor signaling pathway; immune response
Cellular component (GO): membrane
Molecular function (GO): transmembrane signaling receptor activity
Source: RefSeq, a predicted model, not a curated record